Molecule: messenger RNA, 531 nt
Organism: Dermacentor silvarum
Lineage: Eukaryota; Metazoa; Arthropoda; Arachnida; Ixodida; Ixodidae
Product: cuticle protein 14
Exons: 3
Coding region: 1-531 (176 amino acids)
Cellular component (GO): chitin-based extracellular matrix
Molecular function (GO): structural constituent of chitin-based larval cuticle
Source: RefSeq, a predicted model, not a curated record
AUGGAUACGACAAUCAAGGCCCUCGUGCUCCUCGGUGCCGCCGCUUGCGUCUCCUCGGAGAACCGCUACGGUGCCCAAGCAGCUGCCGGAGGAGCCUUUGGUGGCCCUGUGUUCACUGGAGGUGCAGGAGCAGGAGGCGGUGCUGGAGGCCUUUCACUCCCCCCUCAGCCAUACAGCUUCGGCUAUGACAGCACGGACGAGUUUGGCACCCAGCUCUUCCACAAGGAACAAGGCGACGCCAGCAAUGCUAAGACCGGUUCGUACGGCUACCGAGACGCCAACGGCCUUUACCGAACCGUGACGUACGUGGCUGACGCGAAUGGCUUCCGUGCUACCGUGGACACUAACGAGCCCGGCACCGCGCCUGGAGCCAGCGCCGAUGCUGUGUUCAACGCUAAACCUGUCGCCGCGCCUGCAACAGCACCUGGAGCAGGGAAAGUGACACCCGGCCGCUACGUCGGAGCCAGACCUGGUGGCGCAUAUGGCACCGCUGGUGCCGCUGGUGCCGCUGGGGGACCUUGGGCCGGCUAG